This is a messenger RNA of Tupaia belangeri chinensis (Chinese tree shrew), 6387 nucleotides long. RefSeq names its product MET proto-oncogene, receptor tyrosine kinase (gene MET). Gene Ontology annotation, cellular component: basal plasma membrane; plasma membrane; semaphorin receptor complex. Gene Ontology annotation, molecular function: hepatocyte growth factor receptor activity; ATP binding; semaphorin receptor activity. NCBI's taxonomy places the organism in Eukaryota, Metazoa, Chordata, Mammalia, Scandentia, Tupaiidae. Gene Ontology annotation, biological process: multicellular organism development; protein phosphorylation; liver development. The record is from RefSeq and is a predicted model, not a curated record. Bases 211 to 4413 code for a protein of 1400 amino acids. The transcript has 22 exons.
GCUCUGUCCGGCCGCAGGUGACCCGGAGGCCCUCGCCGCCCGCAGCGCCCCGAGCGCUUUGUGAGCAGAUGCGGAGCCGGGCGGAGGGCACGAGCCAGAUGCCGGGCGACAGCUGACUUGAGGCGAGGAGGCAGGGAGGCGCGGAGCGCGCGGGUGGUCCCUGCCCGCUGACUUCUCCACCGCCGGCUCCUGGGCACCGCAAGGGUGUUAAUGAAGAGUAAUUCAGAGGGUUUAACAGAAUGCCUGGCACGUGAUAAAUUUCUCACCAUGAAGGCCCCCACUGUGCUUGCACCUGGCAUCCUUGUGCUCCUGUUUACCUUGGUGCAGAGGAGCAAUGGGGAGUGUACAGAGGCACUGAUAAAGUCCAAGAUGAAUGUCGAUAUGGAGUAUCAGCUUCCCAACUUCACUGCAGCAACACCCAUACAGAAUAUUGUUCUACAUAAGAAUCACAUUUACCUCGGCGCCAUUAACUACAUUUAUGUUUUAAAUGAUAAAGACCUUCAGAAGGUUGCUGAGUACAAGACUGGGCCCGUGCUAGAACACCCAGAUUGUUUUCCAUGUCAGAACUGCAGGAGCAAGGCCAAUUCAUCAGGUGGCACUUGGAAAGAUAACAUCAACAUGGCUCUGCUUGUUGACACGUACUAUGAUGACCAACUCAUUAGCUGUGGCAGUGUCAACAGAGGGACCUGCCUACGACACGUCUUUCCCCGUGGUAAUCCUGCUGAUAUACAGUCAGAGGUGCAUUGCAUGUUCUCCCCACAGGCAGACGAGGAGCCCAGCCAGUGUCCUGACUGUGUGGUGAGCCCCCUGGGAACCAAAGUCCUCCUGUCUGAAAAGAACCGGUUCAUCACCUUCUUUGUAGGCAAUACCAUAAAUAAUUCUUACCUUCCAGAUCAUUCACUGCAUUCGAUAUCGGUGAGAAGACUAAAGGAAACACAAGAUGGUUUUAAGUUUUUGACAGACCAGUCAUAUAUUGAUGUUUUACCUGAGUUCCGGGAUUCUUACCCCAUUAAGUAUGUCCAUGCCUUCGAAAGCAACCAUUUUAUUUACUUUUUGACAGUCCAAAAAGAAACUCUAGAUGCUCAAACUUUUCACACGCGAAUCAUCAGAUUCUGUUCUGUGGACUCUGGGUUGCAUUCUUACAUGGAAAUGCCUCUGGAAUGUAUUCUCACGGAAAAGAGAAGAAAGAGAUCCACAAGAAAGGAAGUAUUCAAUAUCCUUCAGGCUGCAUAUGUCAGUAAACCUGGGGCCCAUCUUGCUAAGCAAAUAGGAGCCAGCCAGAAUGAUGACAUUCUCUACGGGGUGUUCGCACAAAGCAAGGCAGAUUCUGCCGAACCAGUGAAUCGAUCUGCUGUCUGCGCAUUCCCUGUCAAAUAUAUCAAUGAAUUCUUCAAUAAGAUCGUCAACAAAAACAAUGUGAGAUGUCUCCAGCACUUUUAUGGACCCAAUCAUGAGCACUGUUUUAAUAGGACACUUCUGAGAAAUUCAACAGGCUGUGAAGUACGCAGUGAUGAAUACCGAACAGAGUUUACCACAGCUUUGCCGCGCGUUGACUUAUUCAUGGGCCAAUUCAAAGAAGUCCUCUUAACAUCUAUAUCCACCUUCAUUAAGGGAGACCUCACUAUUGCUAAUCUUGGGACCGCAGAGGGUCGCUUCAUGCAGGUUGAACUUUCUAGAUCUGGAUCAACUCCUCAUGUGAAUUUUCACCUGGAUUCCCACCCUGUGUCUCCAGAUAUGAUUGUGAAACAACGAUUAAACCAAAGUGGCUACACACUGGUUGUCACUGGGAAGAAGCUCACCAAGAUCCCAUUAAAUGGCUUGGGCUGUGGACAUUUCCAAUCCUGCAGUCAGUGUCUCUCUGCCCCUCCCUUUGUGCAGUGUGGCUGGUGUCAUGAUAAAUGUGUGCAAUUGGAGGAUUGUCCCAGCGGGACCUGGACUCAAGAGCUCUGUCUACCUGCAAUCCAUAAGGUUUUCCCAACUAGUGCACCCCUUGAAGGAGGGACAACGUUGACCAUAUGUGGCUGGGACUUUGGAUUCAGAAAGAAUAAUAAAUUCGAUUUAAAGAAAACUAGAGUUUUCCUCGGAAAUGAGAGCUGCACCUUGACCUUAAGUGAGAGCACAAAAAAUAUGUUGAAAUGUACAGUUGGUCCUCUAAUGACUGAGCAUUUUAAUAUGUCCAUAAUUAUUUCAAAUGGCCGAGGGACAACACAAUAUAAUACAUUUUCUUAUGUGGAUCCUAUCAUUACAAGUCUUUCUCCAAGCUAUGGUCCAAAGGCUGGCGGCACUUUACUUACUUUAACUGGAAAGUACCUAAGCAGUGGGACUUCUAGACACAUUUCAAUUGGUGGAAAAACAUGUACUUUAAAAAGUGUGUCAAAUAGUAUUCUUGAAUGUUAUACCCCAGCGCAAACUAUUUCAACUGAGUUUCCUGUUAAAUUGAAAAUUGACUUAGCCAACCGAGAGACCAGCAGCUUCAGUUACCUGGAAAACCCUAUUGUCCAUGAAAUUUAUCCAACCAAGUCUUUUCUUAGUGGUGGGAGCACAAUAACAGGUGUUGGAAAAAAUUUGAAUUCAGUUAGUGUCCCAAAGAUGGUAAUAAAUGUGCUUGAAGCAGAAAAGAACUUCACAGUGGCCUGUCACCAUCGCUCUAAUUCAGAGAUAAUAUGCUGUACAACUCCUUCAUUACAACAGCUGAAUCUGCAGCUCCCUCUGAAAACCAAAGCCUUUUUCCUGUUAGAUGGGACCCCUUCCAGAUACUUUGAUCUCACUUAUGUACAUAAUCCUGUGUUUAAGCCUUUUGAAAAGCCAGUGAUGAUCUCAAUGGGCAAUGAAAAUGUACUGGAAAUUAAGGGAAAUGAUAUUGACCCUGAAGCAGUUAAAGGUGAAGUGUUAAAAGUUGGAAAUAAGAGCUGUGAGAACAUACACUCACAUUCUGAAGCCGUUUUAUGUACAGUCCCCAAUGACCUGCUGAAAUUGAACAGCGAGCUAAAUAUAGAGUGGAAGCAAGCAGUUUCUUCAACCUUACUUGGGAAAGUAAUAGUUCAACCUGACCAGAAUUUUACAGGACUGAUUGUGGGUGUUGCCGCAAUAUCAACAAUACUCUUAUUACUACUCGGGCUUUUCCUGUGGCUGAAAAAGAGAAAGCGAAUUAAAGACCUGGGCAGUGAAUUAGUUCGCUAUGAUGCAAGAGUUCACACCCCUCAUUUGGACAGGCUUGUAAGUGCCCGAAGUGUAAGCCCAACUACAGAAAUGGUUUCAAAUGAAUCUGUAGACUACCGAGCUACUUUUCCAGAAGACCAGUUUCCCAUUGCAUCUCAGAAUGGAUCAUGCCGACAAGUGCAGUAUCCUCUGACGGACCUGUCCCCCAUCCUAACAAGUGGGGACUCUGAUAUAUCCAGUCCAUUACUGCAAAAUACUGUCCACAUUGACCUCAGCACUCUAAAUCCAGAGCUGGUCCAGGCAGUGCAGCAUGUGGUGAUUGGGCCGAACAGGCUGAUCGUGCAUUUCAAUGAAGUCAUAGGAAGAGGACAUUUUGGUUGUGUAUAUCAUGGGACCUUGUUGGACAAUGACGACAAAAAAAUUCACUGUGCUGUGAAAUCCUUGAACAGAAUUACUGACAUAGGAGAAGUUUCCCAGUUUCUAACCGAGGGAAUCAUCAUGAAAGACUUUAGCCAUCCCAAUGUCCUCUCCCUGCUGGGAAUCUGCCUUCGAAGUGAAGGGUCUCCCCUGGUGGUCUUACCAUACAUGAAACAUGGAGAUCUUCGAAAUUUCAUUCGAAAUGAGACUCAUAACCCAACUGUAAAAGAUUUAAUUGGCUUUGGUCUUCAAGUAGCCCAAGGCAUGAAAUACCUUGCAAGCAAAAAUUUUGUCCACAGAGACUUGGCUGCAAGAAACUGUAUGCUGGAUGAAAAAUUUACCGUCAAGGUUGCUGAUUUUGGUCUCGCCAGAGAUAUGUAUGAUAAAGAAUACUAUAGUGUACACAACAAAACAGGUGCAAAACUGCCAGUGAAGUGGAUGGCUUUGGAAAGUCUGCAAACUCAGAAGUUCACCACCAAGUCAGAUGUGUGGUCCUUUGGUGUGCUCCUCUGGGAGCUAAUGACAAGAGGAGCCCCUCCGUACCCUGAUGUGAACACCUUUGAUAUAACCGUUUACUUGUUGCAAGGCAGAAGGCUCUUGCAGCCCGAAUACUGCCCGGACCCCUUGUUUGAAGUGAUGCUAAAAUGCUGGCAUCCUAAAGCCGAAAUGCGCCCAUCCUUUUCUGAACUGGUCUCGAGGAUAUCGGCCAUCUUCUCUACUUUCAUCGGGGAGCACUAUGUCCAUGUGAACGCCACUUAUGUGAAUGUGAAAUGUCUAGCUCCAUAUCCUUCUCUGUUGUCAUCACAGGAUGACAUUGAUGGAGAGGUGGACACCUGAGGGAUUGGCAUUGCACCAGCUCCCUCCAAGAAACAUUAUAGUUCUAGACCAAACAGUCCACACUUUACCUAAUAGUUUUUCACUGCCUGGCCUUUGGAAGGCCAUCUGAGAUAUUUCGCUUUUACCAAAAUGCACUGUUACAGUACUUUAUAUUGUUAUUUAAAUUACUGGAAUCUAAGACUUUCUCGACUCGCAAAGCAUCCAAACCAGAGGCAUGGUUCCGUGGGCAAGUGACCAACAGCAACACUUCACUUAUAGUGACACUCCUGUCACCCUGCAGUCCAGAACUUAAAUUCUGAGUCGAGAUUUUGAAAAACCAGAGUCCUCCUUCAUUUCAUAUGGAGAACUGAGGUGAAGAAUUUUGACAGCUUCUUGAUCAGAGAUGAGAUAGAAAUGUCCAAAAGAGACAUGGCAGCCCCAGAACCAGGCCAGCCAUUUAGAAUUCCAGUGUUUUUAAAAACUUGUGUGUGUUCUAUGGUCUCUAACAUUUUUCUGAUGGAUGUUGUCAUUUAUCUGUAAGAUAAACAUUCCCUUUUAAAUUUUUGUAUGCACAUUCCAUUUGCUGGAGGAAUAUCCAUAGGUAAUGCAGUCAGUUUCAAAAUAGCAUGAUACAAAGUAUGUUUAUAAAUUAACAGGGAUAUUUACAUAUUGUACAUAAAUGACAUUAAGAUUUUCAUAAAAUAGCUUAGUCACAGUGAAAUAUUUCAUUGUCAUUUAAAAAUGAGCUACGUGACAAUGAUACUGCUCUGAUCUAAUGAAUGUGGACAUUGAGAUGUUUUGUCUGUAUUUUUUCUAAAUGAUGACUCUGAAAAUAAGACGAGCAAUUUGUGAUGCUAAAUCUUUUUCAAGGUAACUCAACAUGUUUUUAAAGCAGACUACAUCUGACUAAAAGGUUCAUUGGUUCCAAUCGCAGCCCCCCGUCUGGAGCAAAGAAAGGGUCAAUGGACUGGAAGUAUUAGCCCCUUUCUCGGGCAGCUGCUCACAAACAACUGGAGACAACACUUUUGGGGAGUCUUCUUUUGCAUUAGGACAUGUUUUGUGUUAAGCAAAACAUAUAUUAAAAACAAGCAAGCCAUUGGAAAUCCUGGCUAUUUUGCCUGGAUGAAUAAGUCGUUACUCUGCACAGACCUUCUGUGAUGUUUGUUCUGUGGAAUUUUGUGCUUACUACUGUAGAGUGCAUGUGGCAUAGGUUACUCUAACUGGUUUUAUCAAUGUAAACAUUUAAAGUAUUAUAUUUUUAUAAAAAUGUUUAUUUUUAAUGAUAUAAAAAAUUUUGUCAGGCCACAAAAAUACUGCACUGUGAACAUUUCAGAAAAGGCAUGUCAGACUCGGAUCAAUGACGGCAUGAGUUCAAAUGACUGUAAAUAGUGAAAAGGAAAUGCCAGUACACCCCACCUUCAUUAUAUCACCAGCACUUGAAGCCAAGGGUUAACACAACAAGCUACAGAGUGUAUUACACUGAUACCCAAGAGUUGAGUUUAGCUGUUGUUGAAAGAAAAUUAUUGCAACCAAAAGUUCUUUGACGAUGGUAGGACUUACCAGAAGACACAAGGAAUUGUACUGCAGAGAUACUUCAAACAUUACUAUUUCAUAAAUGUGAAGAAUAAUACUAAUUCAAAGACUAUUAUAAAUGGUGGAUGACAAGAAAAACCUCUGCGGAAAGAAAUAACUCUCUACCAAGAUCAAGAGAAUUAAUGUGUCAAAAACAGAAAGUGCUUGCAGAAACAACCCAUCAACAGGACUCACCUGUAUAUACAUGCUUGAGAAAACUGCAAUGUGAAAAUCAUGUUUGCUAUUUAUAAAUUCGUCCUUAGGGUAAUAUUUCUGGACAGACUGUGGGAGUAAGUGAUUCUUCCAAGAAUUAGAUACUUAUCACUGCCUAUACCUGCAGUUGAGCUGAAUGGUACUUUGUAUAUUAAUAGUUGUUGUUCUGAUAAGUCGUACAAUUAAAAUAAAGUGAUGAAACAUCUUGUA